Photinus pyralis (common eastern firefly) is the source of this 1616-nucleotide messenger RNA. Its product is annotated as elongation of very long chain fatty acids protein 1-like. The record is from RefSeq and is a predicted model, not a curated record. The transcript is spliced from 9 exons. Gene Ontology annotation, molecular function: fatty acid elongase activity. Gene Ontology annotation, biological process: fatty acid elongation, monounsaturated fatty acid; very long-chain fatty acid biosynthetic process; sphingolipid biosynthetic process. The coding region runs from base 58 to 1575 and encodes 505 amino acids. Gene Ontology annotation, cellular component: endoplasmic reticulum membrane. Lineage: Eukaryota; Metazoa; Arthropoda; Insecta; Coleoptera; Lampyridae.
AUUCAACGUAACGGUAGAACACAAUUGUUUGGCAAUUAAUAAGGAAUGUGGUAGAGAAUGAAUUGUUCUGUUGGGUCGACUCAUCUCGAAGGAAUGGACUACAUUAAUGAAUAUUACGAACUGAUAUUUAUCAAAUGGGCAGAUGAGAGGACGGCAACUUUGCCUUUGAUGAGUUCUCCUUUCCCGAUAUUUGGCCUUCUAAUCACCUAUCUUUACGUCGUUUUUAUUUAUUUACCCAACUACAUGACACAUAAGAAACCAUACAGCCUCAAAGGCUAUCUUACUGUUUACAAUUUAUUUCAGGUGAUAGCCUGCUGUGUAUUAAUUUAUGGGAUUAGCACCGCGGGAUGGACGACUCAUUAUACCUUAGGCUGUCAGGAAGCAGAUUUCUCAAGUGAUCCAUUAGCACUUCGUAUGGCUCAAUACCUUUGGUUAACGUUCAUUAUGAAAGUGGUAGAACUUACGGAAACAUGUGUAUUUGUUUUGAGGAAGAAAGCGAACCAAGUGUCAUUUCUGCAUGUUUAUCACCAUAUCAGUACAGUACUUUACACUUGGUUUCUGGUUAAACUUUAUCCAGGAGGAAUGGCUUCGUUUCCCGUAUUGCUCAACUUAUACGUUCAUAUCAUCAUGUACACCUAUUACUUCAUAUCGUCUCUGGGUCCAGAGAUGCAGCAAAAAUUAAAAAGUGUUAAGUCAAGGGUAACUCAAAUUCAAAUGAUACAACUGGUCGUAUCAGCAGUCUAUUUGACUCAAAUAUUAUCGCCAUCUUGCAAGAACACCACGAUGACGGGGCUUGUGCAAUAUUAUAAUUAUGUGAUAAAAGAAAGCUCAGACCCCAGAGUAUUUACCUGGCCUUUCAUCGCGGAACCUUGGCAGCUUUUGGGAAUAAUUUCACUGUACUUGUACGGAAUUUAUAUUUUUCUACCAUCUUAUAUGGGCGACAAGAAACCAUAUAAUCUACAAACAGUCAUAAAGGUUUACAACAUGUAUCAAAUAAUUGCCUGUGUAGUUUUAAUUUAUGGGGUUGCGACGUCUGGAUGGACGUCAACAUACACCUUGGGGUGUCAGGAAGUAGAUUACUCUGAAGAUUCAUCAGUCUCCAUACGAAUGGCCAAAUUUAUGUGGUGGCACAUGAUUGUGAAAAUGUCCGAAUUACUGGAGACCAUUAUAUUUUUAUUACGACAAAAAUCGAGCCAAGUAACAGUUUUGCACGUCUAUCAUCACGUUUCAACCCUUAUAAUCGCAUGGAUAGCUUGUAAAUACUUCCCAGGUGGAAUGAUUUCUUUCACCGUUUUAAUUAAUUCAUUUGUUCAUAUUAUUAUGUACACCUAUUAUUUGUUGUCUUCGUUCGGACCACACAUGCAAAAUAGGCUUAAGUGGAUUAAACGAAAAAUAACCAUCAUUCAAAUGGUACAGUUGGCGAUUAUUUUAGCGCACACUGGACAAGUUUUACUACCAUCGUGUCGUGUUCCCAACAUUGUCGCUUAUAUUUACUUACCUAAUGUAUCCAUAAAUAUUUUCCUUUUCGCCAGGAUGUACUUUGAGACUUACUUUAAGAAAUCUAAAACUGUGUAGUAAAUUAGGUUUAUGUACCUACUACUUUUAAUCUUUAAGCA